AUGACGCAAUCCGAACACGCGCCCGUGUUGGACGGCCUGCCCGUUUUUGACAACCAUCACGGCCGUACCGAGGUCUGGCCGGGACUGACAGUGGACGGGUUGGCAGGACAACCGAAGGUGUUUAACUCCACGGAACUGAUGGAGUUGACGGGGCAAACCAUCGUCGACGAUUUUCAGUGCGUGGAAGGCUGGUCGGCGCCGGGGCAGGCGUGGGAAGGCGUGCCGCUGGCUGCCCUGCUCGCCAUCGUGAAGCCGUUACCGGAGGCCCGGUAUGCGGCGAUCGCGGCGGCCGAUUUCCGUGUGGGCGUUCCGUUGGAUGAUCCUUCCGGCAUCCUGCUCGCGACCAGGCUGAACGGCGCGGACCUGCCCGAGGAGCAUGGCGGACCGUGUCGCCUGGUGAGCGUCGGGCAGGCCUGCUACGCCAGCGUAAAGUGGGUGGAUAGAAUCACGCUGACGGAUGUUCCCCCGGAGGAGACCGCCAGAGAAAUCGCGAUGGCGCGGAACGCCGGCGGGUGA
Molecule: messenger RNA, 516 nt
Organism: Geodia barretti
Lineage: Eukaryota; Metazoa; Porifera; Demospongiae; Tetractinellida; Geodiidae
Source: the annotation of a GenBank genome assembly